ACUGGGAUUCCCCACCGUGUGCAGAGAGGAGGCGGCUUGUGGUAUCCAUCCCCUCGGGCCUGUGCGGCGGCGGCGGCGGCUGCUUGAUGCUGACGCUGCUGGGGCUCGGGAGCCCACGAUCCAGGCCGCCAUUUUAAACCGUGUGAGGCGGCAGCGGAGCCGGGAGAAGGAGAGCGGAGGAGAGGGAGGCCGGGUAGCAGCAGCAGCAGCAGCAGCAGCAACAGCAUCCGCCAGCAGCGGGACAGAAGGGCCGCUCCUGGCCUCCGCACGAGUCACAAAGUCUGAACAGUGUGUCCCAUUUUGCUGCGGGUUGAACAAAUUCUGAAGAGGAUCCCUCUCCUUGUGGAAAUAUUCCAUGAAUAAUCUGCUGCUGCUGGCUUCCAAAUGUUUCUAACAUUUCAGUGAUUACUCUCAAAAUUGAACUACCUAAACCUUCAUUUUGCUUUUGUGUGCUGCUGCUGCUUUCACUUUUGCCUUGAGAAAACUAAAGACACUUGGAAUCCCCAAGGACAGGAGACAGAUAAUAGACUGAAAAAGAAAGCUGUCCAGUAUGAAUCUUAAGCUAGAACUACGUGCUCUUCUCCUGUUCCCUGUGUACUUGUUGAUAUCUCUGUACAGUGCCCUUGUAUUCAUACCAUGGUAUUUUCUUACCAAUGCCAAGAAGAAAAAAGCUAUGGCAAAGCGCUUAAAAGCUAAGCCUGUCUCGGACAUCCCUGGAAGCCCAUAUCGAUCCAUUUCACACCUCGAGUCACUAGCCACUAUAGACUUUCCUGGAGCAGACACUUUGGACAAAUUGUUUGACCAUGCUGUAGCAACAUAUGAGAAGGAGGAUUGCCUUGGAACAAGAGAGGUCCUGUGUGAAGAGAAUGAAAUGCAGCCAAAUGGGAAAGUAUUUAAAAAGCUGAUCCUAGGAAACUAUAGAUGGCUGAACUAUGGAGAAAUUAACCAGAAAGUUAACCACUUGGGGUGCGGACUGGCUGCCCUGGGACUGAAGCCAAAGAGCAUAGUUGCCAUAUUCUGUGAAACCCGAGCCGAGUGGAUGAUUGCAGCACAAACCUGUUUCCGAUACAACUUUCCUCUUGUGACUUUAUAUGCAACCCUUGGAGAAGAGGCAGUAACCUACGGGCUGAAUGAAUCUGGAGCAUCGUAUCUGAUCACUAGCACAGACCUUUUAGAAAGCAAACUUAAGAAUGUAUUAUCAGAAAUCCCCUGCCUUAGACAUAUCAUUUACGUGGACAAGAAGACUAUCAAUAAGUCAGAGUAUCCUGACCGAUUGGAGAUCCAUAGCAUGCAGACAGUAGAAGAACUGGGAGCUAAACCAGAAAACUUAAACAUUCCUCCAAGCCGACCUACUCCUACAGACAUGGCCUUAGUAAUGUAUACCAGUGGCUCCACUGGGAGGCCUAAAGGAGUGAUGAUGAUGCAUAAAAACCUGAUAGCUGGGAUGACAGGACAGUGUGAACGAAUACCUGGACUGGGACCCAAGGACACCUACAUUGGCUACCUGCCUCUGGCUCAUGUCUUGGAACUGACCGCAGAAAUUUCCUGUAUUACUUAUGGCUGCCGGAUUGGAUACUCCUCUCCGCUCACACUCUCAGACCAGUCAAGUAAAAUUAAGAAGGGAAGCAAAGGAGACUGCACAGUUCUGAAGCCCACGCUGAUGGCAGCUGUGCCUGAAAUCAUGGAUCGGAUUUAUAAGAACGUUAUGAGUAAAGUUCAAGAGAUGUCUUAUAUUCAGAAAACAUUGUUCAAGAUAGGAUACGACUAUAAAUUGGAACAGAUCAAAAGGGGAUAUGAUGCACCAUUAUGUAACUUGCUACUGUUUAAAAAGGUGAAAGCACUAUUGGGAGGAAAUGUACGCAUGAUGCUUUCGGGAGGAGCCCCACUUUCUCCUCAGACGCAGAGAUUCAUGAAUAUCUGUUUCUGCUGUCCUGUUGGCCAAGGUUAUGGGUUAACAGAAACCUGUGGAGCAGGGACCAUCACAGAAGUUUCUGACUACAGUACUGGACGAGUUGGGGCACCACUUACCUGCUGUGAGAUUAAACUGAGAGACUGGCAAGAAGGGGGCUAUACCAACAGAGACAAGCCAAACCCUAGAGGGGAGAUUAUAAUUGGGGGGCCCAAUGUGUCAAUUGGAUACUUCAGGAAUGAAGAGAAGACAGCAGAAGAUUUCAUUGUUGAUGAAAGUGGCCAACGAUGGUUUUGUACUGGAGAUAUUGGAGAGUUUCACCCUGAUGGCUGUCUACAAAUCAUAGAUCGCAAAAAGGACUUGGUGAAGUUGCAGGCAGGAGAAUACGUAUCGCUGGGUAAAGUGGAGGCAGCCCUGAAGAACUGCCCACUUAUCGACAACAUAUGUGCUUAUGCCAAAAGUGAUCAGUCCUAUGUGAUCAGCUUUGUGGUUCCCAACCAGAAGAAGCUAACUGCUCGUGCCGAACUGAAGGGUGUGACUGGAAGCUGGGUGGACAUCUGUAACAAUCCUGUCAUGGAAUCUGAAAUCCUGAAAGAGAUCAAAGAGGUGGCUAGUAAAAUGAAGCUGGAGAGGUUUGAAAUCCCAGUCAAAGUGCGGUUAAGCCCGGAACCCUGGACUCCUGAGACCGGCCUGGUAACAGAUGCUUUCAAAUUGAAAAGGAAAGAGCUGAAGAACCAUUACCUCAACGACAUUGAGCGAAUGUAUGGCGGGAAAUAGUCUCCAGUCUUCCCUUGAGUUGGAAGCAGGGCAGGGUUCCUUCUGAGACUGAGUGAUGGAUGGAGUCUCCCCAGUGUCGACUGCAAUGAUAAACGGAGAGGUGACUGCUUGUGAAACCAACGAAAGCGACACUCCAUUCAACAGAAGGAACUCCCCUGGCUUUCUGGAUCAUACUGUCAAGAUGCUGUCAAACUGACUGACCCCACUGCCAUGUUUUCAUUUGAUCACUCCCAGUACUGAGUUGGCUGUGUUCAUAUGAAACUCCCUCACUGGGUAAACGAUUGUUUCUGCCUUUCUAUUCUGGUUCCUCUUACUCAUAAGGAAUUAAAUCACCUUUCAGGAUUCCAAUAUGAUCAUUAAAAAUGAGCCUGUAUUUAAUGUGUGCACUAUAUAUGGAGAAAGAAAAGUGUAGGAAGAACCACAUGUGUAGCUUUCACAGAGUGCUGCUCAGAAAUCUGCAAUCUCGGGUCCUUUGCUAGAUGAAGUCAUUCUGUUUGACUUCUGAAGAGCUACGAGGCAGACAAGGAGAGGAGAGAAGCUCUUUCCUUGAAUGGUACUUUCACACAGCCAAAACCUGGUUAGUCCAACACCCAACUGUUUCCAACUGGGGUUUGCACCCCGUGUGUGUGACCAACAUGCUGCUGUUUAGUGAUCAGUGAAAUUUUAAUGCACACUUUUUGCAGUUGAAAUGCUGCCACUUGAGCACUAUCCGUUCAGCUGAAUACAGUUGGCCAUAGUUCAGGCUGCUAAAAACAUAAUUUCAGCUGUGUGAAAGCACUCUAGGAGGAAAAGAGAUCUGUGGUACUUUUUGUCAGGAGUACUAAAACCCAGGUUUUUGCUCUUCUGGCUUUGUUUUGUUUUGUUCUACAUUAAUGAACUGUAAAUGUCGCUCAAUAGCCACUAUUGCUCUCCCAUGUUCUCUGCCCUUCAUUGGGCACUGAUCACGACAUUCCCUUGAUUUUACUGUUCACAACUUGCUGGAUUUAAAGGGGCGAGAAACGUACUAAUGGGAUCUUCUGCAUACCAGUGUUUUGCGUAUUUAUACUGCCUAAAAGGAAGAUGUUUGUGUAUGUAUGUAAGAGGAGGCGAAAUGUGUGCACUGAAAAGACUUAUCGGCAUCUUCAAAUGCCUGCCUCCUACCUUCCUUGAGAUUUCCAUCCUGCAUUCCUGACGCUGACACACAGAUUAUUUCCCUGUUCAAACCUCAAAAGAUAAGUUAGUGACUGUUGCCAUCUCUAACAUUAUGCUGGCACCCAUAGGUUUUCAGACCUUUUCAUUAAACUAGCUUAAUUCCUUUGAAAUCAGUGGGGCUACAGUUUGAUAGCUGAUGUAUUUCCUGAGUGGUCUGUCUUUUUGAUACACGCCUGUAUUUCUCAAGUGUGACAUCUUGGGAACUCUGUGCCUGUUCCUCCCAACACAUCAACGCCAGGAAUUAAAUCCAUGCAUUUUUAAAUUUUUCUUUUAAUUAACUUUUAAAGGGCAUUUAUAUUUAUCUCUCAAUACAUCACACAAAAAAGUCACCUACAGAAAUGAGAAUUUCUUACUUGUGGACAAUGAGCUUGGUCUUUGGAAGUUGGUUGUCUUUGGUUUUUUUUAGAAGUUUUCAAAGGGAAACAAUACUGUAUUAAACUUCUUGUUUUCUGUUUGUGAAUAUGUUUGUGUAAAAACUGGAAAUUCUUGGUGUGCUGAGGAGAAAGAGUGGGACAGAGAGUCUACUACAGUUUUCAUUGUGUGCACUGCAUUCCACAGAGUGUCUUUUUUCUUAAUUCAUGCUCUGGGUUUGUAUAUUCCUGCUAGCUGUUCACACUUGAACCAGAAAUACUGUAAGAUGUGGCAAUUCUUGAUGCUGUUCUACUUUGCACUUUGUUUCUUAAUCCUUUUAUAUAUGUUGCUUCCAUUUUGUACAGAUGUGACCCUUGAUUGCAACGUGUUAUACUUUGACUUGGAUCUAAAGUAUUUAUAAAAUAGAUUUCUUUUAUUCAUAAUAUUUAAAAUGUGUAUAUUAUGGUCAAAGGAAAAUCUGAUAUUGUUUCUAAAGAAUGAAGGGAUUUUUGUAUGACAUGUUGUCUCUGUACACAGCAGUUUUAAACCCGACUGGGCAAGUUUUUCCUUCUAUGAGGUGUAUGUGUGGGUCAGUCAACUGUCAAAGCAACAAUAAACUGCUAAUUCCAGUGACCACUAAACCUGUGCAUUCUGACCCAAACUGGCUGUCCCAUCUCUACGGCCCAGUUUGUUUUUAAUCCAUAAAGGAUAUAUAUCCUAGAUCUUUCAUCUUUCUUCUCUAGCCAAACCAGCACACUGCCAACUGAACUUGUAGACCCAAGCCCAUAUUCCAAUCUGGCUGCUGCUAAUGGGACAGGUACCCAAGCCUUGGCAGAAGAAGGGACCAGGAAAAUGCCUCUUGGUGGCUCUCAACCAAACACAUACACUUGUUUACAUAUACAGGAAAUGCUUCCCCUAUUAGUUUUCAGUGGGGUAUCUUUUUUAUUUUUUUGGUAUGAGCUCAUCAUUGAGGCCUGUACCGUUCUGUUUGUGAUAAAAUUGCUAUCUAAUUUAGACACAGAUUUACAGUUUUGACUUUUGUCAGACAAGACAAAGAUUGUGAUACCACAAGUGUAUGGAGUAAAUAGCUGUUGUGUGCAA
Messenger RNA from Hemicordylus capensis (graceful crag lizard), 5329 nucleotides. It is a transcript of the gene ACSL4, whose product is annotated as acyl-CoA synthetase long chain family member 4. The transcript has 17 exons. Gene Ontology annotation, molecular function: arachidonate-CoA ligase activity. Lineage: Eukaryota; Metazoa; Chordata; Lepidosauria; Squamata; Cordylidae. Bases 551 to 2686 code for a protein of 711 amino acids. The record is from RefSeq and is a predicted model, not a curated record. Gene Ontology annotation, biological process: long-chain fatty acid metabolic process; long-chain fatty-acyl-CoA metabolic process; neuron differentiation. Gene Ontology annotation, cellular component: lipid droplet; endoplasmic reticulum; plasma membrane.